Molecule: messenger RNA, 6500 nt
Organism: Echinops telfairi (small Madagascar hedgehog)
Lineage: Eukaryota; Metazoa; Chordata; Mammalia; Afrosoricida; Tenrecidae
Gene: YLPM1
Product: YLP motif containing 1
Exons: 21
Coding region: 1-6078 (2025 amino acids)
Biological process (GO): regulation of telomere maintenance
Cellular component (GO): nucleus
Source: RefSeq, a predicted model, not a curated record
AUGCCCCCGCCGCCGGGGCCGGCCCUCAGCUAUCAGAAGCAGCAGCAGUACAAACAUCAGAUGCUUCAUCACCAACGAGACGGGCCUCCUGCUUUGGUUCCCAUGGAGCUGGAUUCCCCCCCUGAAUCUCCCCCUGUGCCGCCAGGACCCUAUAUGCCCCCCUCUCAGCCUUACAUGCCUCCACCCUCGUACUACCCUCCAUCUUCGUCCCAGCCCUACCCGCCUCCUGCUCAGCCGUCUCCUUCGCAGUCCCCACCGCCCCAGCCGUACCUGGCGCCCACCUCUUAUUCUUCCUCCACCACCUCCACAUCCACCUCCACCUCUUCGUCCUCAUCCUAUUUGAGCCAUUCCCAGGCCUACUUGCCCUCUUCUCAGGCAUCUCCUUCCCGCCCUUCCCAGGGCCACCCUAAAUCCCAACUCCAAGCUCCACCACCACCCACCGGACCUUCUGGGAAUAAGGCAACUGUUCAGCAAGAGCCUUUGGAGAGUGGACCCCAGAACAAGAAUUCUGAGAAGCCGCAAGCCACGUCUGAGCCAGAUCCGUCGAAGAUGACCCCACAGGAACAGCAACAAUAUUGGUACCGACAGCACCUGCUGAGUUUGCAGCAGAGGACAAAAGCGCGUUUGCCAGGACACAGAAAGGCUCCUGUUGUGGCAAAGGAUGCCCCAGAGCCAGUAAAAGAAGUAGUUACAGGACCUGCUGCCAGUCAAGGAGCAGAACCCCCUUCGUCUGAGGAGCCCCCAUUACCCCCCUCUAGUGAAGAAGUGCCACCUCCUCUCCCACCUGAGGAACCCCAGUCUGAAGACCCUGAGGAAGAUGCCAGGUUAAAACAGUUGCAGGCCGCAGCCGCACACUGGCAGCAGCAUCAGCAACACCGCGUCGGCUUCCAGUAUCAGGGCAUAAUGCAGAAGCACAAUCAGCUGCAGCAGGUCCUACAGCAGUACCAGCAGAUGAUACAGCAGCCGCCACAUAUCCAGACCAUGUCGGUAGAUAUGCAGCUGCGGCACUAUGAAAUGCAGCAACAACAGUUUCAACAUCUCUACCAAGAAUGGGAGCGAGAGUUUCAGCUCUGGGAGGAGCAGUUCAAUUCCUAUCCUCAUAAAGAUCAGCUGCAGGAGUAUGAGAAACAGUGGAAGACAUGGCAAGGACAUAUGAAAGCGUCUCAGAACUAUCUCCAGGAGAAAGUCAAUGCACUUCAAAACAUGAAGAAUCAGUACAUGGGGAACAUGUCAAUGCCACCUCCCUUUGUUCCGUAUUCUCAGAUGCCUCCUCCUCUACCAACCAUGCCCCCUCCAGUCUUGCCUCCAUCAUUACCACCUCCUGUGAUGCCCCCAGCCCUACCUUCCACUGUGCCCCCACCUGGCAUGCCCCCACCUGUGAUGCCGCCUUCUCUGCCAACCUCCGUGCCCCCACCAGGGAUGCCUCCAUCUCUCUCUUCAGCAGGGCCACCACCAGGUCUUCCCCCACCUUCACUCUCUACUGCAGGGCCACCACCAGUUCUACCCCCACCAUCUCUCUCUUCAACAGCACCUCCACCUGUUAUGCCCCUUCCACCGUUGUCUUCUGCUACUCCCCCUCCAGGAAUGCCUCCCCCUGGAGUUCCACAAGGCAUACCUUCUCAGUUAACGAAAGGCCUACCAGCUUCUAGUUCUCAGAGCUCACAAGUUCCAGAGAAACCUAGACCAGCACUACUUCCCACUCCUGUGUCAUUUGGGUCUGGCCCACCCUCUACUUACCAUUCUCCAAUGCAGUCAGAUCAAAUGAAUUCUAAAGCUCCUUUGAUUAAGUCUGCUCCACCAUACAGUUCGUUCUCAUCUGAGCAAGGACUUGGGGAAUCUUCAGCUGUUUCAACUGGAGUCAAGGAUAUGCCAGUGAGGUCAGGUGGACUGCUUCCAGAUCCUCCUAGAAGCAGUUACUUGGAAGGCCCAAGAGGUCCAAGAUUUGAUGGUCCUCGAAGAUUUGAGGAUUUAGGGUCAAGGUGUGAAGGACCGAGACCCAAAGGGCCUCGUUUUGAAGGAAAUCGCCCCGAUGGGCCAAGACCCAGAUAUGAAGGUCACUCAACAGAGGGCACUAAAAGCAAAUGGGGAAUGAUUCCCCGGGGGCCAGCAUCUCAGUUUUAUAUUACCCCCAAUACAUCCCUAAGUCCUCGACAGAGUGGACCACAGUGGCGAGGCCCCAAACCAGCUUUUGGACAGCAACAUCAGCAGCCACCUCCUAAGUCACAAGCAGAGCCUCUAUCAGGAAACAAAGAACCGUUAGCAGAGACCAAUAGUAACCAGCAGAAGAAUUUAAAAAUUCAAUCAGCUGCAUUUUCCGUUACUGCAGAUGUAAAGGAUGCCAAGGCGGCUCAGUCAGAUGAGAAUCUAAGCGACUCUCAGCAAGAGCCACCUAAAAGUGAAGUCUCGGAAGGACUUGUAGAGUCUUCUAGUUGGGAUCAGAAUUCUCAAAGUGUGGAGACUGAAGUGGACAAAGCCCAAGCUGUUACUCAGUCUGUAGCCCUUGCAAAUAAGCCUGAACCUUCUCAAUCUGCUUUUCCUUCAAAAUCAGGGGGUAUGGAAGGAGGAGAUGAAGCAGUAGCAACAUCAGCACCGUUAACUGCAGAUAAUGAUUUUAAAUCUCUGGGGAUUGGUCUACCCACUCCAGAAAACAACCAAGAAAAGGGGUUGCUCCGGUCAGAUAACAGAGAGAAUAGAUUAGAAGGCAGCAGUUCCUCUUAUAGAGGUCCUGGGCGAAUGGAAGACACACGGGAUAAAGGUCUGGUAAACAGAGGUCGAGGCCAGGCAGUUAACCGGAGCCCAGGGUUGGUCAAGCAAGAGGACAUUCAUGAUAAGGUGAUGGGUAGACGAGAAGACAGUAGAGAAAAGAUGAUACGAGGAGAAGGCAACCGGGACAGAGGGCUUGUGAGACCUGGAAGCAGUCGGGAGAAAGUGCCAGGUGGUCUGCAAGGCAGCCAGGAGAGAGGUAGAGCAGGCAGCCGAGAGAGGGGACCACCUCGGGGGACGAGCAGUCAGGAGAGAGGACUUCCCCGGAGGGCUGGGAGUAGGGAGCGAAUACCACCACCCCGAAGAGCUGGGAGCCGGGAGAGGGGACCACCUCGAGGGCCUGGCAGCAGGGAAAGGGGGCUGGGAAGACCAGAUUUUGGUCGUGAUAGAGGUUCAUUCAGACCAGAACCUGGAGAUGGUGGGGAAAAAAUGUAUCCAUACCACCGAGAUGAGCCUCCUAGGGCCCCCUGGAAUCAUGGAGAAGACAGAGGGCAUGAAGAAUUCCCAUUAGAUGGUAGGAGUGCUCCAAUGGAACACGAGCAACUUGAUGAUUGGGAUAGAGAUAGAUACUGGAGGGAGAGUGAGCCUGACUAUCAGGAUGGCGCCCUGGAUCCGUAUAACAGAGAGGAUAGGUUCUCAGCACCGCCAUCUCAGUCUCAUGAUGGAGAUAGGCGGGGCCCUUGGUGGGAUGAUUGGGAACGAGAUCCGGAGAUGGAUGAGGACUACAACAGGGAACUGGACAGGGAUGUGGAUCGGAUUGGAAGACCCAUGGAUGUAUAUGAUAGAAAUUUGGAUAAUGAAUGGGACAGAGAUUAUGGGAGACCACUGGAUGAACAAGAAUCACAGUUUCAUGAACGGGAUAUUCCAUCUAUUCCAUCUUUACCAACCCUCCCACCUCUUCCACCUUUGGAUAGAUAUCGGGAUGAUAGAUGGCGAGAAGAACGAAAUCGAGACCAUGGCCAUGGGUACGAUCGAGAUUUCCGUGACAGAGGCGAACUGAGGAUUCGAGAGUAUCCAGAAAGAGGAGAUGCAUGGCGGGACAAGCGAGAUUAUGUUCCUGACAGAAUGGACUGGGAAAGAGAACGGUUGUCAGACAGAUGGUACACAUCUGAUAUGGAUAGACAUUCCCCCAUGGCGGAACAUCUGCCCUCCACGCAUCACUCCUCUGAAAUGAUGGGGUCGGAUGCAAACUUAGACUCUGACCAAGGCCUUGGAGGGGUAAUGGUUCUCAGUCAGAGGCAGCAUGAAAUCAUUUUGAAGGCUGCACAAGAGCUGAAAAUGCUUCGGGAACAGAAAGAACAACUUCAAAAAAUGAAAACUUUUGGGUCUGAACCACAGAUGCCUGACCAUCCACCACCCCAGGACUCAUCGCGAUUACAGAGCACAGUUUCAAGACCUGGCAUGUAUCCGCCUCCAGGACCCUAUAGACCACCCCCUCCUAUGGGUAAGCCACCACCAGGUUCAAUCAUGAGGCCUUCAGCUCCACCAGCAAGAUCAUCUAUUCCUAUGAACAGACCACCUGUCCCAGUCCCGCCGCCUCUGCCGCCUCCUCCAGCGAUGAAGUCACAAACUGCUGGUGUGCAGCAGGAGCGCUGGGAUGAAGAUUCUUUCUAUGGCCUUUGGGAUACAAAUGAUGACCAAGGACUACGUUCAGAAUUUAAGUCAGAAAAUAUGACGAUUCCCUCAGGGCCCAUGUUACCCCUCCCACCUGUUCACCCUUCCAUUCCUCCUCCUGGCCCAAGGCCCAUGGGUAUGCCACCGAUGUCCAACCAACCUCCAGUGCAGCAGACUGUUGAUUAUGGCCAUGGCCGAGACAUGGCCACUAGUAAAGUUGAGCAGAUACCCUAUGGGGAGAGAGUAACUUUGCGCCCAGACCCGGUACCUGAGAGAUCAACUUUUGAGACAGACCACACGGGCCAACGUGAUCGUUAUGAUAGAGACAGAGACCGUGAGCCAUAUUUUGAUCGUCAAAGUAAUGUCAUGGCAGAUCAUCGAGAUUUUAAAAGGGAUCGAGAAACACAUAGGGACCGAGACCGGGAUCGUGGUGGAAUGGACUAUGAUCGAGAUCGAUUCGACAGAGAUCGACGAUCCCGAGAUGAUAGGGCUCAGUCAUAUCGAGACAAAAAAGACCACUCUUCAUCCAGAAGAGGGGGGUUUGAUAGGCCCUCCUAUGACCGGAAGUCUGACCGACCAGCCUAUGAAGGGCCAUCCAUGUUUGGAGGAGAACGAAGAACUUACCCAGAGGAGCGAAUGCCCUUGUCCACUCCUGCGCUGAGUCACCAGCCACCUCCAGCUCCACGGGUUGAAAAGAAACCUGAAUCUAAGAAUGUUGAUGACAUUCUGAAACCCCCGGGCCGAGAGAGCAGACCUGAGAGAAUUGUUGUUAUAAUGAGAGGCUUGCCUGGCAGUGGAAAGACACAUGUCGCAAAACUCAUUCGAGAUAAGGAGGUAGAAUUUGGAGGACCUGCACCCAGAGUUUUAAGCCUGGAUGAUUAUUUCAUUGCUGAAGUAGAAAAAGAAGAAAAAGAUCCAGAUUCUGGAAAGAAAGUGAAAAAGAAGGUAAUGGAAUAUGAAUAUGAAGCUGAGAUGGAGGAGACUUACCGAACCAGCAUGUUCAAAACCUUCAAAAAGACUCUGGAUGAUGGCUUUUUCCCUUUCAUCAUCUUGGAUGCCAUCAAUGACAGAGUUCGACAUUUUGACCAGUUUUGGAGUGCAGCAAAAACCAAGGGUUUUGAGGUAUAUUUGGCUGAAAUGAGUGCUGAUAACCAGACUUGUGGCAAGAGAAAUAUUCAUGGAAGAAAGCUUAAAGAAAUAAAUAAGAUGGCUGACCACUGGGAAACUGCACCUCGUCACAUGAUGCGCCUGGACAUUCGUUCUCUGCUACAAGACGCUGCUAUUGAAGAGGUAGAGAUGGAAGAUUUUGAUGCAAAUAUUGAAGAACAGAAAGAAGAAAAGAAAGAUGCAGAAGAAGAGGAAAGCGAACUGGGUUACAUUCCGAAAAGCAAAUGGGAGAUGGACACAUCUGAGGCAAAGCUAGACAAGUUGGAUGGCUUGAGGACUGGCACUAAAAGGAAGCGUGACUGGGAGGCCAUUGCCAGCAGAAUGGAGGAUUAUCUCCAGCUCCCUGAUGAUUAUGACACUCGUGCUUCUGAGCCUGGGAAGAAGAGGGUGAGAUGGGCAGACCUUGAAGAAAAGAAGGACGCAGAUAGGAAAAGGGCCAUAGGUUUUGUGGUCGGACAAACUGAUUGGGAGAAGAUCACAGAUGAAAGUGGUCACCUGGCUGAAAAAGCCCUCAAUCGAACCAAAUACAUAUGAGACAUAGUUUUUGAAUGGAGUCAUUGUUCCUCUAAGGUGGUUCGCUUUGAGGUGGUCAGAAGCCAAGACCGCACGGAGCUUCGUUGUGUGUCACCUUGCUUCCACGUUUCAGUUUUUGUUUAGUAUUCUACUGCUUUAGUUUUUUAAAGUUCUCCAAUGUCCCCAAGAGGUAUUAGAAUCUUGCUGUACCCAAGCAAGACAAUGAUUUUUCUUUUUGACUAUUUUGGGGCGGGCGGGAGUGGUAGCUUGACUGCUGAAGCCAGGUGGGAUCCACUGGAGGGAUUCCAGCGAUACUUCCUUCACUGGACAGUGUCACAGACUAUCUCUGUCAUCAUUGCUGUGGCUGCUUUUUGUUUUUACUGUAUGUAAUUGGUAGCUGAUUGUACUAGGAUUAAAAACAAUAAACUUUCAUGAUAAAGCCA